Messenger RNA from Psammomys obesus (fat sand rat), 2140 nucleotides. It is a transcript of the gene Scfd1, whose product is annotated as sec1 family domain containing 1. NCBI's taxonomy places the organism in Eukaryota, Metazoa, Chordata, Mammalia, Rodentia, Muridae. The record is from RefSeq and is a predicted model, not a curated record. Gene Ontology annotation, cellular component: cytosol; Golgi membrane. Gene Ontology annotation, biological process: endoplasmic reticulum to Golgi vesicle-mediated transport; intracellular protein transport. Gene Ontology annotation, molecular function: syntaxin binding. The transcript is spliced from 25 exons. The coding region runs from base 63 to 1967 and encodes 634 amino acids.
CGUCAGGCCACGUCAUCUUCGGGCUCCCGCUGCCAGCCGGGCAGCGGACGGUGGGAAGCGUCAUGGCGUCUCCGGCCAGCAUUCGGGAGCGGCAAACAGUGGCCCUGAAGCGAAUGUUAAAUUUCAAUGUGCCUCAUGUUAAAAACAGCACUGGAGAACCGGUAUGGAAGGUCCUCAUUUAUGACAGAUUCGGCCAAGAUAUCAUCUCUCCUCUGCUGUCUGUGAGGGAGCUGAGAGACAUGGGGAUCACUCUGCAUCUCCUUUUGCACUCUGACCGAGAUCCAAUUCCAGAUGUUCCUGCAGUGUACUUCGUGAUGCCAACCGAAGAAAAUAUUGACAGACUAUGCCAGGAUCUUCGAAAUCAGCUCUAUGAAUCCUAUUAUUUAAAUUUUAUUUCUGCGAUUUCAAGAAGUAAACUGGAAGAUAUUGCAAAUGCAGCAUUGGCAGCUAGUGCAGUAACACAAGUUGCCAAGGUUUUUGACCAGUAUCUCAAUUUUAUUACAUUGGAAGAUGACAUGUUUGUAUUAUGUAAUCAAAAUAAGGAGCUUGUUUCAUAUCGUGCCAUUAAUAGGCCAGAUAUCACAGACACAGAAAUGGAAACUGUUAUGGACACUAUUGUUGAUAGCCUCUUCUGCUUUUUUGUUACAUUAGGUGCUGUUCCCAUCAUCCGAUGCUCGAGAGGAACAGCAGCAGAAAUGGUGGCCGUGAAACUUGAUAAGAAACUUCGGGAGAAUCUAAGAGAUGCAAGAAACAGCCUUUUUACAGGUGAUCCACUUGGAACUGGCCAGUUCAGCUUCCAAAGGCCCUUAUUAGUCCUUGUCGACAGAAACAUCGAUUUGGCAACGCCUUUACACCACACGUGGACAUACCAAGCUCUGGUACAUGAUGUGCUGGAUUUCCAUUUAAACAGAGUAAACCUGGAAGAAUCUACAGGAGUGGAAAAUUCUCCAGCUGGUGCUAGACCAAAGAGGAAAAACAAGAAGUCUUACGAUUUAACUCCAGUUGAUAAAUUUUGGCAGAAACAUAAAGGAAGCCCCUUCCCAGAAGUUGCAGAAUCAGUCCAACAAGAACUAGAAUCCUACAGAGCACAAGAAGAUGAGGUCAAACGACUAAAAAGCAUUAUGGGACUAGAAGGAGAGGAUGAAGGAGCCAUCAGCAUGCUUUCUGAUAACACUGCUAAGCUCACAUCAGCUGUCAGUUCUUUGCCAGAACUCCUUGAGAAAAAAAGACUUAUUGAUCUCCAUACAAAUGUUGCCACUGCUGUGUUAGAACACAUAAAGGCAAGAAAACUGGAUGUGUAUUUUGAAUAUGAAGAAAAAAUAAUGAGCAAGACUACUCUGGAUAAGUCCCUCCUCGACAUCAUAUCUGACCCUGACGCAGGAACUCCGGAAGAUAAAAUGAGGCUGUUUCUUAUCUAUUACAUAAGCACGCAGCAAGCACCUUCUGAGGCUGAUUUGGAGCAGUAUAAAAAGGCUUUAACAGAUGCAGGAUGCAACCUUAGCCCUUUACAGUAUAUCAAACAGUGGAAGGCUUUUGCCAAGAUGGCCUCAACUCCUGCCAGCUAUGGAAACACUACCACUAAACCAAUGGGUCUCUUAUCCCGAGUCAUGAAUACAGGGUCACAGUUUGUGAUGGAAGGCGUGAAGAACCUGGUAUUGAAGCAGCAGAAUCUACCCGUUACUCGAAUUCUGGACAACCUCAUGGAGAUGAAGUCAAACCCUGAAACUGAUGAUUAUAGAUAUUUUGAUCCCAAAAUGCUGCGGAGCAAUGACAGCUCAGUUCCUAGGAACAAAAGUCCAUUCCACGAGGCCAUUGUCUUUGUGGUAGGAGGAGGCAACUAUAUUGAAUAUCAGAAUCUUGUUGACUACAUAAAGGCAAAGCAAAGCAAGCAUAUUUUAUAUGGCUGCAGUGAGCUUUUUAAUGCUACACAGUUCAUAAAACAGCUGUCACAACUUGGACAAAAAUAACACAGAAGAACAAUAAUGGAUGAGCAGUUUGGACAGAUGUAAAAAGAGCCAGAUGUGUUUUACUCCAUAGCAGUGCCCUAACAGUGCAACCUGUCAGAAUCACUAAUUUUUAAAGAAAUUCUAUACUUCAUAAACUGUAUACUAAUUAAAAUAAUAAACCAUUUCAGAAAUAA